GAGUAAUACAUCUCUAGAGAGAGUUCCUCCAAUCUUGUAAGUUUGGAUGAAGGCUUACUUAGCUCUCUAAAGCAACUUGAGCGCUAAGGCCGCACAUAUAGAGUUUAAUCUGUAACAAUUGGUAUCAGAGUUUGGUUAAGCUGAGUGUGUUAUGUGGUUGCAGCUUAGGCUGAACCUCCACAUCAUAAAGGUUCUACUUUAAUUUAGUAGUACCCUGGUUCGUGCUCACAUAGAGGAAUGAUCUAUGACCAGAUGUCGUAUGGAUCCAAAGUCCACAACGAUGAAUUGGGAAAGGAUCAAGUGAAGAAUCUCAACCCAAGCAAGGACAAGAGGAAUAUGUCGCAAUCAAGAGCUCGUGAUAUGGCAGCGGUGGAAUAGAGUCUUGCGAGGGCGAAACUAAAGAUAGAUGAGCCAAGGCUAUGCAGAAGUGGAGGCAUGUGUACAACAACUUGUGGGCAACAUGCAAGGCACGGGGCAAUGCAUGAAGGGGUUGGAAAUGGACUUAGAGGCACUUCGCAAUGAACUACUAGGCAUCCUGGACAACACCGUCGAAUCUUUGAGAGAGAUGAUCUGGGCCGAGCUUACUAGCUUGCAAGAAGAGGUUGGAGAGCUCAAGGGAUAGGUGAAUCUCACAAAGAGAGCCAUGGCUAACGGGCCUGUCAUGACACAACUUGUCGUAAGUGCGGAUGUUCCAAAACUAAGGAGCUUUGGAGGAUUGAGGAACGCAAGGAGGUCGGCGAACUUCCUAUGGAGCUUGGAGUAGUAGUACUUUGAGACAGUCAACAUUCGAGACAAGGCUAUGAAAGUACGUACCAGACCCCUCUAUUUGGUGGAAAAUGUUAUGCUAUGAUGGGGAAGAAGGCAAGGUGAUGCCAAUAGAGGGUUGUGCAUCAUGAAGUUGUGGACAUAAUUCAAGAGGGAAAUUACAAAGCAAUUUUACUCGAGAAUGCAAAGCUUCAGACAAGGUCGAUGUAGAGGUGCCUUGAUCACAACGGUGAAAUUCGUGGGUAUAUGAAAGAGUUUUCACAUUGCUUCUUGAGAUUCCCGAUGUUUUAGACAAAGAUGGCUUGCAACCAUGGGCAAGGUUGGAGCUAAAAGGACAAGGUAUGCAACAACUUGCCUCAAUAAUGGUGAUUUUCGAGUCCCAUGUCAGGUAUAAGAGGCCCUAGGAGAAAGAGACCUUCAUCGAUAAUGAUGAGGAAUAACUCCAAUGAGGAAAGAGGACACAACAGUGUGGUGACUCAAGCAAGGAAGGUAAGGGUAGAAUGAAAGAUAAACCAAUUUCUUACUGUCUUUGUGAAGGGCCACAUCGUGUAACAGAUUGCCCGAAGAGGAGUAAGUUAGCGACGAUACUCGUGGAAGAGAGCUCGGAAGAGGAGGCGGAGGAGGCUAGGGUGCCAAACUUUUAAGUUGUGCGGCCUAAGGUUUCUAGGAGCAAAGAAAGGGAAGGAAAGCCCUCCUCCUGCCGAGAAGAAAGUGUGAUGCUUUGUGGAGGCAUGCUCAAGAAGGGAAAGAUAAUGGCUUUGGUGGACACCCAGACCAAUAACAACUUCCUUCACGUGGACAAAGUACAGAGGCUUAGCAUCUCGUACGAGAAGAGUAGAGGGUUAUUGAAGUCUUUAAAUUUGAAAGUCACACCAACACAUGGAGUCGCUCGCAAGGUACAGAUAAACUUUGGCGGUUGGGUGGGAGAGGCAUACUUUUUUAAAGUGGCAAUGGACGAUUAUCAGGUCAUCAACAUCAUAGACUUUAUGGACAAGAAGAAGGCUUGUCUGAUUCCCUUUAAAAAUUUAAUGUUCAUCUUCAAAGGAGGGAAGGGUGCACGGUGCCACUAUUGAGAGAGGCACCCAUAUCUCUAAAAGCUUGUUCGACAAUGAAAGCCGCAACAACAAAAGUGAGGACCAAGAUGAAGUGGGUGAGACACUCGAAGUCUCGGCAGACAAAGAGUGCACCUAAAUCUUGGGGACAUGAUAUUUAUACCCUAACCAAGGCCAGCCUUGGCUCAAGCACAUCACCACCAUACCAACUAUGAUGUUAGUGCAAAGAGGGCGCGAUGACAAGGACGUCUUGAAUUAAGUCGGGGAGAAUGUCACACACGAGAUGCACAUGCCGGUGAUGUUCCACCCUAAACCAUUAUGAAGAGUGUGGAGCAAUCUAGAGACAUGAAAGAGCAUCGAAGGAUAUGGAGCCGUGUAGAUAUUUUCUUAGAAAAUUCUAGAAUGUAGAUAUUAUGUAGGGAAUUCUAUAUGGUUGACCCUAGCCUUAGGAUUAGAUUAAUCUUAGAUGUCCAUUUUAGAGGUGAGGCCAAUAUAAAGAGCACCUCCCCCUCAUUUGUACACAUCCAGAAAUAUUGAGAGCAAUACAUCUCUAGAGAGAGUUCCUCCAAUCCUGUGAGCUUGAGUAAGUUUGAGUGAAGGCUGACUUAGCUCUCUAAUGCGACUUGAGCGCUAUGGUCGCACAGAUUCAGUUUAGUAGUGACAUUACCGUAAGGAUGGUCUAAUUGUAAUUAACCUGAACAAAAUGGAUGGUUAAUUACAAUCAAAUACACGAACUUCUAACUAAAUCUCUCAAAUUGAUGUUGCGUGUAAACCAUAAACCAAUGAUGGGUAGUGCAACGACUUUAGUCAGCAAAUCUGCAGUUUACUUGACGAAUGUGAUAUACAAAAGUUCCACUUGACCCUCAAAUUCAAGCCAAUCAUCGAGUACUCAAGUCGACGAGGAAUAACAUAUCAUAUAUAAGAUGCUUUCAAUGCUGCAAACUAACCCCAUGGUCGCAUCCCAACAUUCACGACCUUUGGCUUGCUUGUAUGUUGUUGGUUCAUGAACAUGGUGAGCAGAAAAGGCAACAAUAUAAUUGUGAUGAGUGGGUGUUACCAUUUGUUGACCCAUGAAGAUCGACGAGGAAUGAGAGGAGCAGGAACCUAGAGGGGAAGAUGCUAAUCAUGCCUCAAAUUCGAGCUGACGGAGGAAAUCGACAAAUGCUAGUGGCUGGAAGGAGAAGACCCAGACACAAACAACAAGGAGCCAAUGAAGGUCGACAGAGAAUAACCAUUCGAUGGGGACGACAGGUCCAUAUACAAUGUUUCAGUAAUGAAAGCAGCAGGAAAAACAAUCAUGUGCUGAAACAGGUCGGCAUCUGGACGUUGCUCUUGAGUGAGGUAGUAUAAUAUGGGAGAUGUUGCAUAACACAUCACACAUGAUACAAAAAACAACGAUUAAUCACAUCGUAACAAACAUACCCUUAUGUUUGCCACUAUAACUAAUGAAAGCACACUUGAUAGCUUUAGGUGCAAGUUUAUGACGUUCACGACGAGGACGUACGAUAACAGACGCACCCAAACACAUGCAACCAAUCAUACUGUGGGAGCCAUAAAUAAAGAACCCGAUAAGUUUUUUUAAUCAAGAGCAGAGUCGGCUGACGAUUAAUCAAAUAAACUACCAUAUCAACGGCCUCAACCCAAAAACUCAUAUCACUCCAAACUGAAAGCGAAUAGUACGCAUAAGCUCUAAAACAUGAUGAUGUUUCUGCUCAACUAUUUAUAAGCAAAGUACAAACAUAUCCAAAACAAACAAGGAAAAGCAAAGACAGUCCAAAACGUAAAAGGAAUCAUAAAUAGCAAUAAUUAAAGAAAUGUGGGUUGGAAUUUAUGGCCCGGUUGGACCGGUGUGGUUGUUGUCGUCUUGUAGCUAGUAGGGGCAUAACCAGAUUUAUAAGUACGGUGGGUCCAAAAUUUUCAGAAAUGGUAUGAUAAAAUAAUUUUUUUGUA
This is a messenger RNA of Linum trigynum, 3767 nucleotides long. The record is from the annotation of a GenBank genome assembly. Lineage: Eukaryota; Viridiplantae; Streptophyta; Magnoliopsida; Malpighiales; Linaceae.